GACUGCCUCCGUGCCAUGUCUGUUCUGUCUUCUGCAGGUGGCGGCGGGAACAGGAAGGGCAAGAGUAAGAAAUGGCGCCAGAUGCUGCAGUUCCCACACAUCAGCCUGUGUGAAGAUCUCCGGCAGAUGCUCGAGCGGGACUAUCGCAGCCUGUGUGAGAAGCAGCCUAUCGGGCGCCUGCUCUUACGGCAGUUCUGCGAGACGCGGCCCGAGCUGUCGCGCUGCGUCGCAUUCCUGGGAGCCGUGGUAAGUGCCAGCUGCCGGCACCGCGCUGCCCCGCUCCGGAGAGCCCGGGGCCAGUUGGCCGAGAGCCCUCCCUGCCACCUGCUGUCCAAGGAAGAGCUCGGGAAAGCUUGGGGCUGCCCUGAGAUCUGGACUCCCUGGGGGUCUUGUUGCUGGCAGGCCGAGUACGAAGUGACUCCGGACGAGAAGAGGAGGGAGUGUGGGCAGCACCUGAUGGACAGAUUCCUGAACCCCCAGAGCGUGGCUCACGUGCCUGAAGUCAGGCUGGAGCAGGAGCCAAGCAAGGAGCUAUUCAAGGAAUCAACCAAGCUCAUCCAUGACUUCCUGAGUGUGGCCCCCUUCGCCGACUACCUCGACAGCAUCUACUUCAACCGCUUCCUGCAGUGGAAAUGGAUGGAGAGGCAGCCAGUCACCAAGAACACCUUCCGCCAGUAUCGUGUCCUGGGAAAGGGAGGCUUCGGUGAGGUGUGUGCGUGCCAGGUGCGAGCCACUGGGAAGAUGUACGCCUGCAAGAAGCUGGAGAAGAAGCGGAUCAAGAAGCGGAAGGGGGAGGCCAUGGCCCUGAACGAGAAGCAGAUUCUGGAGAAAGUGAACAGUAGGUUUGUAGUGAGCCUGGCCUACGCGUACGAGACGAAGGACGCCCUCUGCCUCGUGCUGACCCUCAUGAACGGAGGGGACCUCAAGUUCCACAUCUACCACAUGGGCGAGGCCGGCUUCGAGGAGCCGCGCUGCGGCCUGGGCGACCUGCACCGGGAGAGGAUCGUGUACAGGGACUUGAAGCCAGAGAACAUCUUACUGGAUGACCAUGGUCACAUCCGUAUCUCAGAUCUGGGGCUGGCUGUGCAUGUGCCUGAGGGCCAGACGAUCAAAGGCCGGGUGGGGACAGUUGGCUACAUGGCUCCGGAAGUGGUGAAGAACGAGCGCUACACCUUCAGCCCCGACUGGUGGGCGCUGGGCUGCCUGGUGUACGAGAUGAUCGAGGGCCAGUCCCCCUUCCAGCAGAGGAAGAAGAAGAUCAAGCGGGAGGAGGUGGAGCGGCUGGUGAAGGAGGUGCAGGAGGAGUACUCGGAGAAGUUCUCGCCGGGCGCUCGCUCCCUCUGCACCAUGGUACCGAGGCCACAGGGGCCCCAGCGAGCAGCGUGGGGGGCGCGAGGGCAAGGGCCGGGCCGGGCGCUCCGUGCCCAUCCCCUGGCAGAACGAGGUAGGGGCUGCCUCCUCGCACGCAGGCCUGGCCUCGGGGGGGUGGCCUCUGCCUCCUUCCAGCCCCAGGCCAUCUACUGCAAGGACGUGCUGGACAUUGAGCAGUUCUCCACCGUCAAGGGGGUGGAGCUGGAGCCCACGGACAACGACUUCUACCAGAAGUUUGCCACGGGGAGCGUGCCCAUCCCCUGGCAGAACGAGAUGAUUGAGACAGAGUGUUUCACGGAGCUGAAUGUCUUGGGCCCGGACGGCUCGGUGCCCCCGGACCUGGACUGGAAAGGACAGCCUUCUCCACAGCCAAAGAAGGGCUUGCUCCCGCGCCUCUUCAGCAGACAGGUACGCUCCCCACCACCUGCCCUGCCCAGCAGAGUCAAAGGCAGGAGCCAGGCCUGAGGGCCACCAGAAGACCAAUGUCUCCCAGGUGGCACCAACAUGGCUGCGCACACAUCCCAGGGCAGCUGCAUCCCUCCCCUUGGGGCGCAGAGCUUCCUAAGGGCUGGAGGCCUCAGCUGUGUCCCUCGCGCCCGCACGUGCUCCCCUUUCCCUGGACUUUCAGGCCUG
Pelodiscus sinensis (Chinese soft-shelled turtle) is the source of this 2004-nucleotide messenger RNA. Lineage: Eukaryota; Metazoa; Chordata; Testudines; Trionychidae. The record is from RefSeq and is a predicted model, not a curated record.